CCCAUAUGUUUAUGUUUAGAUUAUUGCAAAAUUAAUAAUAAAUAAAUCAUGGAAAUUGAACAAACGCCCCCAAAUGUGGCCUCAUCUGAUACGAAUUCGACAUGUGAGUACAUGGACGCCGAGAGUGAACCAGAACACGAAUCCGAACUCAGCGCUGGCGAUCUCUACCAGGAGGAGGCGGAACUCGCCGAGGCAGAGCAACAGAACCACAGUAUUAUCUCGGAGUUGCGUGAUGGGCUGAGCACGCGUCCACGUUCCGCGCUCAGCCCAGAUGUAGACCCAGCUACGGGACAAUCAAGAGAUUUAGCCGCUUCCGUAGAAUCGCUGGCGCUGAGCACUUCCACGAGCGCUAAGACUGAAGACAGCGGCAGUACAAAUGCUUUAGACGAGGAUUUGUAUGAUUAUCAGCAUGACAGUGUGUGGCGUGGCCAGAAAAAGCACAUAUUCAUUCUAAGUGAGGCUGGUAAGCCCAUUUACUCGCUGCACGGCAACGAAGACAAGCUAGCCACAUUAUUUGGCGUCAUCCAGGCGCUGGUUAGCUUUGUUCAGCUUGGUCAGGAUGCCAUUACAUCGAUUCAUGCGGGCAGCAUUAAAUUUGCCUUCAUGCAGCGCAACUCCCUCAUUCUCGUGGCCGCAUCGCGCACCAACAUGAGCGUCCAACAGCUGCAGUUGCAGCUAAGCGAUGUCUACUAUCAAAUACUCUCCACGCUCACUUACUCCCACAUGUCAAAAAUAUUUGAAAAGCGUAAGAACUUUGAUUUAAGACGUCUACUAUCCGGAAGCGAGCGCAUGAUUUACAAUUUGCUGGCCAAUGACAGUAGCAAUGCAAGGGUAUCUAACAACAUUUUCACCUUUCUGACCAACUCUAUACGCGUCUUCCCACUACCAACUACAGUGCGUUCCACCAUCGUUAGCGCAAUACAAAGCAAUUGCUCAAAGAUCAAGAAAUUAGUAUUUGCCGUGCUAAUAGCCAACAACAAGUUGAUUGCCUUGGUGCGCAUGAAGAAUUACUCCAUCCAUCCGGCCGAUUUACGUUUGAUUUUCAAUCUAAUUGAAUGCUCCGAGUCAUUUAAGAACUCUGAGAACUGGACACCCAUUUGUUUGCCCAAAUUUGAUAUGAAUGGAUAUUUGCAUGCACAUGUCUCGUAUCUGACCGAUGAUUGCCCGGCAUGUCUGCUGCUAAUGUCCGUGGAUCGAGAUGCAUUCCACACAUUGUCGGAGGCCAAGGAGCGCAUCACGGAGAAGUUAAGGCGCAGUCUUUGCCUGCAAGCCAUUAAUGAGGAACUACAGCAACCCUUCAAUGCUAAACUGUAUCAACAGGUGGUAAACAUACCAGAUCUGCGACACUUUCUGUACAAACCAAAGGCAGCAGCGCAACUCCUCUGCCCUAUGCUGCGGCAUCCAUACAAAUCUCUGCCUGAAUUUGAGCGGCUUGAGGCCAUCUAUUGCAGUAUGUUGCAUCGCAUUCACAACCAUUCACGGCCACUGAAACUCAUCUAUGAGGUGAGAGAGCGUGAAGUUGUACUCGCUUGGGUGACAGCCACCUAUGAGUUGUAUGCAGUGUUCGAGUCCAUUGUCGAUAAGGCAACAGUCAUCAAGAACGUUGAUAAGCUGAUCCGAUGGAUUGAAAAGGAAUAUGAUGUGUACUUUAUACGUAACCAUGCGACAUUCUAAAUAUUUGCUUAACGAUCCCCUGUUAAUAAUAAUUAAAGACCACGUUUGUAUAGUAAUCGACAUAAACAUGUAAUCUUCUUGUAUGAAUAUUUGUACAUGCUCGCUUUAGUGAUUAACAAAAAAAAAGAUCUUGUUCUGUUACAGUUGUAACUAUACUAGUAUAACUGAUUUUUAUACAUAAGUGCAUAUGUACGUCAUUUAAUAAGCAUGUACAUUUGAAAUUUAAUGCAUUAAGUAAAUUGAUAAUCAAACU
Drosophila innubila is the source of this 1927-nucleotide messenger RNA. RefSeq names its product vacuolar fusion protein MON1 homolog A (gene Mon1). Gene Ontology annotation, biological process: endosome to lysosome transport via multivesicular body sorting pathway; protein targeting to vacuole. The coding region runs from base 49 to 1674 and encodes 541 amino acids. The transcript is spliced from 3 exons. Lineage: Eukaryota; Metazoa; Arthropoda; Insecta; Diptera; Drosophilidae. The record is from RefSeq and is a predicted model, not a curated record.